Suillus subalutaceus is the source of this 629-nucleotide messenger RNA. RefSeq names its product histone-fold-containing protein. The transcript is spliced from 4 exons. Gene Ontology annotation, molecular function: DNA binding; structural constituent of chromatin; protein heterodimerization activity. Bases 66 to 485 code for a protein of 139 amino acids. Gene Ontology annotation, cellular component: nucleosome. The record is from RefSeq and is a predicted model, not a curated record. Lineage: Eukaryota; Fungi; Basidiomycota; Agaricomycetes; Boletales; Suillaceae.
CACCUUCCAACUCAUCUCAACUUUGCCUGCUCUACCCUUUUUUCAACCACUACACAUUCUUCAUUAUGCCUUCUGCAAAGUCAAGCGGCAAGGGUAAGGUCGGCGGCAAGGUCAAGAGCGAGGACACCAAGUCCACGUCCCGCUCUACUAGAGCUGGUCUCCAGUUCCCAGUCAGCCGUAUCCAUCGUAUGUUGAGGAGAUCCAAUGUCAGCAAGCGCAUUGGGUCUGGUGCACCCGUAUACCUUGCUGCCGUACUAGAGUACUUGUCCGCUGAAAUCUUGGAGUUGGCUGGAAAUGCAGCUCGUGACAACAAGAAACGUCGUAUCAAUCCUCGUCACCUUCAACUAGCUAUCCGUAACGAUGAAGAGUUGAGUAAACUGCUCGGAGAUGUAAUCAUCUCUGAGGGUGGUGUCGUACCUUACAUCAACCCUGCACUCCUUCCUGCAAAGAGCAAGAAACAAAGUCUUGACAGCCAAGAAGUGUAAUUCACCCCGUGUAUCUCAGUUUCGCAUGCUUCCUUGUGUACCACCAUUGUGCAUAUUUACUUAGUAUACUUAAUCUGUAGGACGUUCUCAACGUCCUUUUCCGCACCGUACGCAGAGAAUCCAAAACAAUACUUGGCGCACGAC